AUGAAGAAUCACUACAUCACCUUGGGAAUAGAGAGGAAUGCCCAGCAAUAAUAAAUAAAGGAAGCAUAUCAUAGAUUAGCUUUAAAAUGGCAUCCAGAUAAGAAUACAAACUGCAGAGCUUAGGCUAUUACGCAAUUCCAAGAGAUUAACGAGGCCUAUAACACACUAUCUCAGUCAGAAAGCAAGAGGAAGUAUGAUAGUAAAUUGGAACGACAUGAUCAUUCAUAAAAACUGAAAUAUUUUCUGGAACAAAUUGAAGAAAGGAGCGAAGAAUUUACAUAUUUAAAUAAAGAUGAUUAAGAUAUUUUGAAUCGAUUCAUCAAUAGGAUUAACAAUAAAAGCAAAAGAAUAAGGAAGUAUUGA
Molecule: messenger RNA, 363 nt
Organism: Paramecium tetraurelia
Lineage: Eukaryota; Ciliophora; Oligohymenophorea; Peniculida; Parameciidae
Exons: 2
Source: RefSeq, a predicted model, not a curated record